AUGGCGACACGGAGCAGCAGGAGGGAGUCGCGACUCCCCUUCCUAUUCACCCUGGUCGCGCUGCUGCCGCCCGGGGCUCUCUGCGAGGUGUGGACGCGGACACUGCACGGCGGCCGCGCGCCCUUACCCCAGGAGCGGGGCUUCCGCGUGGUGCAGGGCGACCCGCGCGAGCUGCGGCUGUGGGAGCGCAGGGAUGCCAGGGGGCCGAGCCGGGCGGACGAGAAGCCGCUCCGGAGGAGACGGAGCGCUGCCCUGCAGCCCGAGCCCAUCAAGGUGUACGGACAGGUCAGUCUCAAUGAUUCCCACAAUCAGAUGGUGGUGCACUGGGCCGGAGAGAAAAGCAACGUGAUCGUGGCCUUGGCCCGGGACAGCCUGGCAUUGGCCAGGCCCAGGAGCAGUGAUGUGUACGUGUCUUAUGACUAUGGAAAAUCAUUCAAUAAGAUUUCAGAGAAAUUGAACUUCGGCGCGGGAAAUAACACAGAGGCUGUGGUGGCCCAGUUCUACCACAGUCCUGCGGACAACAAGAGGUACAUCUUCGCAGAUGCCUACGCCCAGUAUCUCUGGAUCACGUUUGACUUCUGCAACACCAUCCAUGGCUUUUCCAUCCCAUUCCGGGCAGCUGAUCUCCUACUCCACAGUAAGGCCUCCAACCUUCUCCUGGGCUUCGACAGGUCUCACCCCAACAAGCAGCUGUGGAAGUCAGAUGAUUUUGGCCAGACCUGGAUCAUGAUUCAAGAGCACGUGAAGUCCUUUUAUUGGGGAAUUGAUCCCUACGACAAACCAAACACCAUCUACAUCGAACGGCACGAACCUUCCGGCUACUCCACGGUUUUCCGAAGUACAGACUUCUUCCAGUCCCGGGAAAACCAGGAAGUGAUCCUGGAGGAAGUGAGAGACUUUCAGCUUCGGGACAAGUACAUGUUUGCUACAAAGGUGGUGCAUCUCUUGGGCAGUCCACUGCAGUCCUCUGUCCAGCUCUGGGUCUCCUUUGGCCGGAAGCCCAUGCGGGCCGCCCAGUUUGUUACAAGACAUCCUAUUAACGAAUAUUACAUCGCGGAUGCCUCGGAGGACCAGGUGUUUGUGUGUGUCAGUCACAGCAACAACCGCACCAACCUGUACAUCUCGGAGGCAGAGGGCUUGAAGUUCUCCCUGUCCUUGGAGAACGUGCUCUAUUACAGUCCGGGAGGGGCCGGCAGUGACACCUUGGUGAGGUACUUUGCAAAUGAACCAUUUGCUGACUUCCAUCGUGUGGAAGGGUUGCAAGGAGUCUACAUUGCUACUCUGAUUAAUGGUUCUAUGAAUGAGGAGAACAUGAGAUCUGUCAUCACCUUUGACAAAGGGGGCACCUGGGAAUUUCUGCAGGCUCCAGCCUUCACGGGGUAUGGAGAGAAAAUCAACUGUGAGCUGUCCGAGGGCUGUUCCCUCCACCUGGCCCAGCGCCUUAGCCAGUUGCUCAACCUCCAGCUCCGGAGGAUGCCCAUCCUGUCCAAGGAGUCGGCGCCCGGCCUCAUCAUUGCCACGGGCUCGGUGGGAAAGAACUUGGCUAGCAAGACAAACGUGUACAUCUCUAGCAGUGCUGGAGCCAGGUGGCGAGAGGCACUUCCUGGACCUCACUACUACACAUGGGGAGACCAUGGCGGCGUCAUCAUGGCCAUUGCCCAAGGCAUGGAAACCAACGAACUGAAGUACAGUACCAACGAAGGGGAGACCUGGAAAGCCUUCACCUUCUCCGAGAAGCCCGUGUUUGUGUACGGGCUCCUCACGGAACCCGGAGAGAAGAGCACGGUCUUCACCAUCUUCGGCUCCAACCAGGAGAACGCUCACAGCUGGCUCAUCCUCCAGGUCAAUGCCACAGACGCUCUGGGGGUUCCUUGCACAGAGAAUGACUACAAGCUCUGGUCACCAUCUGAUGAGCGAGGGAAUGAGUGUUUGCUUGGACACAAGACUGUCUUCAAACGGAGGACCCCGCACGCCACAUGCUUUAACGGAGAAGACUUUGACAGGCCAGUGGUUGUGUCCAACUGCUCCUGCACCCGGGAGGACUAUGAGUGUGACUUCGGCUUCAGGAUGAGUGAAGACUUGUCAUUAGAGGUGUGUGUUCCAGAUCCAGGAUUUUCUGGAAAAUCCUCCCCUCCAGUGCCUUGUCCCGUGGGCUCUACGUACAGGCGAUCAAGAGGCUACCGGAAGAUUUCUGGGGACACCUGUAGUGGAGGAGAUGUUGAGGCACGGCUGGAAGGAGAGCUGGUCCCCUGUCCCCUGGCAGAAGAGAACGAGUUCAUCCUGUACGCCACCCGCAAGUCCAUCCACCGCUAUGACCUGGCUUCCGGAACCACGGAGCAGUUGCCCCUCACUGGGUUGCGGGCAGCAGUGGCCCUGGACUUUGACUACGAGCACAACUGCCUAUAUUGGUCUGACCUGGCCUUGGACGUCAUCCAGCGCCUCUGUUUGAACGGGAGUACAGGACAAGAGGUGAUCAUCAACUCUGACCUGGAGACGGUAGAAGCUUUGGCUUUUGAACCCCUCAGCCAAUUACUUUACUGGGUGGACGCAGGCUUUAAAAAGAUCGAGGUGGCCAAUCCAGAUGGUGACUUCCGACUCACCAUUGUCAAUUCCUCGGUGCUGGAUCGGCCCCGGGCCCUGGUCCUUGUGCCCCAAGAAGGGAUCAUGUUUUGGACCGACUGGGGAGACCUGAAGCCUGGGAUCUAUCGGAGCAACAUGGACGGAUCUGCUGCCCAUCGUCUCGUGUCAGAGGAUGUGAAGUGGCCCAAUGGCAUUUCCGUGGACGAUCAGUGGAUCUACUGGACGGAUGCCUACCUGGACUGCAUUGAGCGCAUCACGUUCAGCGGCCAGCAGCGCUCCGUCAUCCUGGACAAACUCCCGCACCCCUACGCCAUUGCUGUCUUUAAGAAUGAGAUUUACUGGGAUGACUGGUCACAGCUCAGCAUAUUCCGAGCUUCUAAGUACAGCGGGUCCCAGAUGGAGAUUCUGGCCAGCCAGCUCACGGGGCUGAUGGACAUGAAGAUCUUCUACAAGGGGAAGAACACGGGAAGCAAUGCAUGUGUGCCUAGGCCGUGCAACCUGCUGUGCCUGCCCAGAGCCAACAACAGCAAAAGCUGCAGGUGUCCAGAUGGCGUGGCCAGCAGUGUCCUCCCUUCCGGGGACCUGAUGUGUGACUGCCCUAAGGGCUAUGAGCUGAAGAACAACACGUGUGUCAAAGAAGAAGACACCUGUCUGCGCAACCAGUACCGCUGCAGCAACGGAAACUGCAUCAACAGCAUCUGGUGGUGCGAUUUCGACAACGACUGCGGAGACAUGAGCGACGAGAAGAACUGCCCUACCACCAUCUGCGACCUGGACACCCAGUUCCGUUGCCAGGAGUCUGGGACGUGCAUCCCGCUCUCCUACAAAUGUGACCUCGAGGAUGACUGUGGGGACAACAGUGAUGAAAGGCACUGUGAAAUGCACCAGUGCCGGAGCGACGAAUACAACUGCAGCUCGGGCAUGUGCAUCCGCUCCUCCUGGGUGUGCGACGGGGACAACGACUGCAGGGACUGGUCCGAUGAGGCCAACUGCACAGCCAUCUAUCACACCUGUGAGGCCUCCAACUUCCAGUGCCGCAACGGGCACUGCAUCCCCCAGCGGUGGGCGUGUGAUGGCGACGCCGACUGCCAGGAUGGCUCUGAUGAGGAUCCAGCCAACUGUGAGAAGAAGUGCAAUGGCUUCCGCUGUCCGAACGGCACCUGCAUCCCCUCCACCAAGCACUGUGACGGUCUGCACGAUUGCUCGGAUGGCUCCGACGAGCAGCACUGUGAGCCCCUGUGUACACGGUUCAUGGACUUCGUGUGUAAGAACCGCCAGCAGUGCCUCUUCCACUCCAUGGUGUGUGAUGGGAUCAUCCAGUGCCGUGAUGGCUCCGACGAGGACCCAGCCUUUGCAGGAUGCUCCCAAGACCCCGAGUUCCACAAGGUGUGCGAUGAGUUCGGCUUCCAGUGUCAGAACGGCGUGUGCAUCAGCUUGAUCUGGAAGUGUGACGGGAUGGAUGACUGCGGGGACUACUCCGACGAGGCCAACUGUGAAAACCCCACAGAAGCCCCCAACUGCUCCCGCUACUUCCAGUUCCGGUGUGACAAUGGCCACUGCAUCCCCAACAGGUGGAAGUGUGACAGGGAGAAUGACUGUGGGGACUGGUCCGACGAGAAGGACUGUGGAGAUUCACAUGUACUUCCGUCUACGACUCCUGCACCCUCCACGUGUUUGCCCAAUUACUACCGCUGCGGCGGGGGGGCCUGCGUGAUAGACACGUGGGUUUGUGAUGGGUACCGAGAUUGUGCAGAUGGAUCCGAUGAGGAAGCCUGCCCCUCACUCCCCAAUGUUACUGCCACCUCCUCCCCCUCCCAGCCUGGGCGAUGCGACCGAUUUGAGUUUGAGUGCCACCAGCCAAAGAAGUGCAUCCCUAACUGGAGACGCUGCGACGGCCAUCAGGACUGCCAGGAUGGCCAGGACGAGGCCAACUGCCCCACACACAGCACCUUGACCUGCAUGAGCUGGGAGUUCAAAUGUGAGGAUGGCGAGGCCUGCAUCGUGCUGUCAGAACGCUGCGACGGCUUCCUGGACUGCUCCGAUGAGAGCGACGAGAAGGCCUGCAGUGAUGAGUUAACUGUAUACAAAGUACAGAAUCUUCAGUGGACUGCUGACUUCUCUGGGAAUGUCACUUUGACCUGGAUGCGGCCCAAAAAAAUGCCCUCUGCUGCUUGUGUAUACAACGUGUACUAUAGAGUUGUUGGAGAGAGCAUAUGGAAGACUCUGGAGACUCACAGCAAUAAGACAAACACUGUAUUAAAAGUGUUGAAACCAGAUACCACCUACCAGGUUAAAGUGCAGGUUCAAUGCCUGAGCAAGGUGCACAACACCAAUGACUUUGUGACCUUGAGAACUCCAGAGGGAUUGCCAGACGCCCCUCAGAACCUCCAGCUGUCGCUCCAUGGGGAAGAGGAAGGGGUGAUUGUGGGCCACUGGAGUCCUCCCACCCACACCCACGGCCUCAUUCGCGAAUACAUUGUAGAGUAUAGCAGGAGUGGUUCCAAGAUGUGGACUUCCGAAAGGGCUGCUAGUAACUUUACAGAAAUAAAGAACUUGUUGGUCAACACCCUGUACACCGUCAGAGUGGCUGCGGUGACGAGUCGUGGGAUAGGAAACUGGAGCGAUUCCAAAUCCAUUACCACCGUGAAAGGAAAAGCAAUCCUGCCACCAAAUAUCCACAUUGACAGCUAUGAUGAAAAUUCUCUGAGUUUUACCCUGACCGUGGAUGGGAACAUCAAGGUGAAUGGCUAUGUGGUGAACCUUUUCUGGGCAUUUGACACCCACAAACAAGAGAAGAAAACCAUGAACUUCCAAGGGAGCAUAGUGUCCCACAAAGUUGGCAAUCUGACAGCACAGACGGCCUAUGAGAUUUCCGCCUGGGCCAAGACUGACUUGGGCGAUAGUCCUCUGUCAUUUGAGCAUGUCACGACCAGAGGGGUUCGCCCACCUGCUCCUAGCCUCAAGGCCAGGGCCAUCAAUCAGACUGCAGUGGAAUGUACCUGGACAGGCCCCAGGAAUGUGGUGUAUGGCAUUUUCUACGCCACGUCCUUCCUGGACCUCUACCGCAACCCAAGCAGCCUGACCACGCCGCUGCACAACGCAACCGUGCUCGUCGGUAAGGAUGAGCAGUAUCUGUUUCUGGUCCGGGUGGUGAUGCCCUACCAAGGGCCGUCCUCGGACUACGUGGUCGUGAAGAUGAUCCCGGACAGCAGGCUUCCUCCCCGGCACCUGCACGCUGUUCACACCGGCAAGACCUCAGCCGUCAUCAAGUGGGAGUCGCCCUACGACUCUCCCGACCAGGACCUGUUCUACGCCAUCGCAGUUAAAGAUCUGAUACGAAAGACGGACCGGAGCUACAAAGUCAAGUCGCGCAACAGCACCGUGGAGUACACCCUGAGCAAGCUGGAGCCCGGAGGGAAAUACCACGUCAUCGUGCAGCUGGGGAACAUGAGCAAAGAUGCCAGUGUGAAGAUCACCACCGUUUCGUUAUCAGCACCCGAUGCCUUAAAAAUCAUAACAGAAAAUGACCACGUCCUUCUCUUCUGGAAAAGUCUGGCUCUAAAGGAAAAGUAUUUUAACGAAAGCAGGGGCUACGAGAUACACAUGUUUGAUAGCGCCAUGAAUAUCACUGCAUACCUUGGGAAUACUACUGACAACUUCUUUAAAAUUUCCAACCUGAAGAUGGGUCAUAAUUACACGUUCACGGUCCAGGCACGAUGCCUUUUGGGCAGCCAGAUCUGCGGGGAGCCUGCCGUGCUACUGUACGAUGAGCUGGGGUCUGGUGGCGAUGCGUCGGCGAUGCAGGCUGCCAGGUCUACUGAUGUCGCCGCCGUGGUGGUGCCCAUCCUGUUUCUGAUAUUGCUGAGCCUGGGGGUCGGGUUUGCCAUCCUGUACACGAAGCACCGGAGGCUGCAGAGCAGCUUCACCGCCUUCGCCAACAGCCACUACAGCUCCAGACUCGGCUCCGCCAUCUUCUCCUCUGGGGAUGACUUAGGGGAGGAUGAUGAAGAUGCUCCUAUGAUCACUGGAUUUUCGGACGACGUCCCCAUGGUGAUAGCCUGAAAGAGCUUUCCUCACUAGAAACCAAAUGGUGUAAAUAUUUUAUUUGAUAAAGAUAGUUGAUGGUUUAUUUUAAAAGAUGCACUUUGAGUUGCAAUAUGUUAUUUUUAUAUGGGCCAAAAACAAAAGCAAAAAAAAAAAAAAAAAAACACAGGAAAGAAAGGAAUGAAUAAAAGUCGUAAUAAUCAACUGUGAACGUCAAGCCAGGCUGAUUUUAGUCACCAAAUUGCUUUGAUUUGACAUUAAUGUAGUCUUACAGGGCUGUGCUUGCUGGGCAUGCUUUUAAGUCUGUGAGAUAGUUUUGAUUUGAUAAAUUGGCCGUCCUUUUAUUUUUCUAAGACACAGAAAUGUAUUUAAUAAAAACUACAAGAGAGGGAAGGGUGGGAGCCCUUCCCCUUGGAAGUAUGCUCAACAUGGACAUUUUGUUUGGGUUUAGUUUCUGUGAAGGUGUUGGGCGUACGAAGGGGGAAAGUCCGUUUAUGUCAUUUUGUUAAUUUAUUGGGACCCUGGACACGGCCAGGCUUUAGUGGUCAUCUGGCACUGGGUGUGGGAGCCCCUCACUCCGAAGCCGCGGCUGGGGAACAGAGCGGGCGUUGCUGGCAUUCCGGAAGUGGUCCGCUCUCAUUCGUUUGCUGUCACGUGAUGGUUUGGGCAGGCGCGCGCCCUGGGCCACUGCUGAGUCUCAGAGCUGUGGCGCGGGAAGCCCUGCGAGCCAACAGUCUUCUCUUACUCAUGGACGUUCACUGUGUCUGCCUCUGUACAAGAUGUGGCUUUGAAAGCUGCAACAUGAUAACACUGCUCUGUAGUGUGCUGGUGUCAUUGGCAUUGCCAAGACGUAUUCUGGUUGUGAGAGGGAGCUCUAGAUCUGUGCCAUGAUUUAGAUACACUGGCAAAUGUAGCGCGUAGUUUUUCCAUUUUCAACUUUUUUUUUUUUUCUUUUACUUGCCAACGAAGAAUCCCAAAUACAAAAUUUUAUAUUUGAGUUGAGGUGGCCACUUAAUUGUCCUUACAAAUCCAUACUAACAUCCACGGUCAUUUUGAAUUGGGUCAGUGCCUUCUCUCCUCUGUCUCUCCCCACUUCCACCCCCUUGCCUGUGACCCUCCCUAUGUGAAGAGAAAGUGCUGUCUGACACUCCCAGAGACCUCGCCAUCUGCCUGCCCAGGCCGGUGAACAAUGGCAGCAACCCUGAAUGUGUUCAGUUAUUUCGCUCUGUAAAACAAGCUGUGUGUGUGUGUGUGUGUGUGGGGUUCCCCCCCCCCUUCUGCUAUUAACAUGCCACCCCUGUAUCAAAUCAUGGCCACUUGAGAGUUACGUAGAAGCCACUGGACUGAUGCCCACCUGCAGGUUUGGUGUUGCAGGCACCAGUGUCUAGCAUUGCUGUGACGUGUACUGUAGGAGCAUCACUGUGGAAUUCCCCCAGCUGAGCAGCAGUGCGCCCAGGGCAUCUUCCAGAGGCACUCCUGAGAGCGUGCGCCCUUGGUAUGCAAGCUCUGUAAACCCCAUCCCCGUUGAGAUACAACGCAUCCCUUCUCACAAGCGUUGGGUCUCUCCUAACCAGAAGUAUCAUGCUUGGGUAAUAAUAGAGUUUCAUUCUGCUUAGUGAUUGUUUGGGAAACCAAGAAAGAGCCAAUUAAAUUUCUGUUUAGCUUUUGAAACUUUUAUUUAUGUAUAUGUAUUAGAUGAGGAGUAUUUUAAACUGUAGCUAUUUAGGAUGCUGUGUGGAUAGGGCUCUAGUUCAUUUUAACAAAUGACGGUCACGAUGAGCCUUCUUCCAGCAUAUUUUUCUCUUCUUCCCUAGCACGCUCUUCUUAAUUUUCUUGAAGACUGGAAUCUCUUUGGCUUUAUCUUGUCUUGCCUUGGAGUUUUGUUCCAAACACCAAGCCCCACCACCUCCGCUUUAAUAAGCUCUGAAGCAGCUGAAAGAUUUGCAGUCUGGUGGGAGGCAAAUCGAACCAUGAAAAAAAAAAGUGUAUUUUCUUCUUUUCUGUUUCUGCCAGCUUUCGGGUGGCAUUUGUGAACGCUGAUAUAAAAGGCACCGAGACGUUAUUUUCAAUUGUUCCAUAGGCAAGCCUUUUCCAGAGCACUUGUCUCCAGUUGGCAACUGAAGCUAUUUGAGCCUCCUUCCUGGUUACAGUGCCUCCCACUUUCUGCACAGUACUGUACAGACCGGCCACCACCCCUCUCCCUGGGAAAUGUCACUGUGCUGUUUGAAAACAAGCAGCCUUUUAGGGCUAGAGUAUUUUAUAUAAACAGAAGAGCUAAGUUCCGAAGACUAAGCUAGAUAGAUGCAGCUAUGUGUAAAUUGUAUAUUUUUAUGAACUCUUGAAGCACACACUUCUCCUUCCCUCUGCGUAGCUUUGUGGGGUUUUGAUGUGUAUUUGCCAUCUGCCAGAGUCCAGAAGUUGUGGUGAGAGUCGAAAGUGAAAAGAAAUUCUGUGUGCAGCCUCGGAAGGUGACCAGAUGACUGUCUUCCCUGUGACCCUUUGGAGCCCCUGGUUGCUCAUGAACAAGCGGUUUUUGCACCGUGUUGACAGUGUCACCUCAGCAGUUCGCACCGUACAGGGAGAAGUCUUCUCUGUCUCCCAAAGACCGUCCUUCACGUGGCCAGCCUGGGGCGGCUGUGAAUUCUCUGUAGAUAAAGCUGCUAACGGCUGCUUUCAGUACGGAAUGCCCCUUGGGCUUUCUGAGUCACAAGUGCAGGUGGAUAGAAUGACAGUUCUACAGAGAACCCCAGGGAGAGGCCGUGUCUGUGCAGACCUGGACAGAAGAGGGGCUGCACCAGUUGCUGGCUGCCCUGGCCAGCCGGGUGGAUUCACUGUGCUGCUGGGUGACGGAAACGUCAGCCUUUUGAAAAGUCAUCCCUGGGGUUCCAUCGCUGCUCAUGUCCCGGGGGUAUUUGGGCAGGCUGAAUGGGGACACAGCUGCACGUUCUCUCCUGCUCAUCCUGGGUGGUCCACAGGAUGAACUCUGGGGACACAGUGCUGCUCAGAGCGGUGGCCACCGGGGGUGGUAUGUUGAACCCGUUCUGGGUGAGCAUCCACUUCCCAAUGCCCACCCUGCACUCACCUCACUGAGCAAGAUUCCGCUUCCAGGACUUCCUUAAGGCAGGUUUGCUUGAGCUCUUUCCCACCACGGGGCUCAUGGUGAAUUCCUGAGACCCCGCUUCCUUUAGCAGAGAAUUGGGGGGCGGGGAGGGAGGUGACCCUCAAAGAAGACCCAGAGAUAGAGCCAGACUGAAUAGGAAACCCCAGGCUGAUUUUAGGAGUCGACUCUCAAACUCUGCAGAAUUUGUCGUUGGGAUUUGUGUUGGAGUUCUAUCUUGACAUUCCUGUUAAUGUUAGGUUUCCUACUUGGAGUGUGUGCUGCUUUUCAGGUACAAUUUUUUGUGUAAUAAAAGCCAGUGCAUUAAGUUUAUAUAGACUACUUUCUAUGCAAGCCUGAGAUAUGGAACAGAUAGCAAGAGGUAUGUAAUGUUGCGUGCACAGACGUUUUCAGAAAGAGUGCCGCUGCUGAACAUGGGCCGAGGGAGGGUGGGUUGUGGGAAGGUUCUGCCCACUGAUUCUGAGCAGCCAUAUUAUGGAGUACAUCAACAGAGCCAAGUAAUAACCCAAGAAUGCUGUUAGUUUCACGUGUAGUCGUGCAAAUGAAAUAAGCACGAAAGCCGAAGUGGAACAUCAUCCUCACAUCUUCCAUGUCGCUUGUCAUGUAAAGACUCUUGCUAGGAAUUAUUAGAAACUUCUAGGCAAAACUCAAAAGUAUCUGCAGCAAAAUAAAGGCCGAAUCUGCUCUUAUUUAAAGUGAAACACUGAAUACGCAUUUCUCUCCAAAGUGAAAUUAGGUAUUUAUAAUUUCAAUUGCCUUGAUAAGUUUCGGAGUCACUGAUUUCUGCUGAAGAUUUUACUACAUUGUUGCACAAUUUCAAGAUAAUUUUUGUCUCAAUGUCAACUUUUUUCACUGAAUAAAAAUCUAACUGGGUCAGGAAAACACCUCUUCCAAAACCCACUCUCUGCGUGUCUCACGUUGUUCUUCUGAGUGCAAUAAAGAUGGCUGAUGCA
Messenger RNA from Lepus europaeus (European hare), 10695 nucleotides. RefSeq names its product sortilin related receptor 1 (gene SORL1). Gene Ontology annotation, molecular function: protein binding. NCBI's taxonomy places the organism in Eukaryota, Metazoa, Chordata, Mammalia, Lagomorpha, Leporidae. Gene Ontology annotation, biological process: post-Golgi vesicle-mediated transport; protein targeting to lysosome; protein retention in Golgi apparatus. Bases 1 to 6642 code for a protein of 2213 amino acids. The transcript has 48 exons. The record is from RefSeq and is a predicted model, not a curated record. Gene Ontology annotation, cellular component: membrane; Golgi apparatus.